GUCGGCUAUCGGGCCGGUGAUGUACGACUGUAAAACAAAUACACUUGUACAGCCCCAAUAAUAUGAUAACAAAUCGAACCACUUGUCCGAUUGGAUGCCAAAUAUACACUUAUCAUCAAUAAUACGUUUUUUAUAUUGUAUUUAAUUUAUAUUUUUUACUAUAGCAUAGUAGUGGGUGGGAAUAAUCAAGUUGCAAUUUCGUAUAUGCAACUACGGUUUACAAGUAAACUUGUAUAGUUUUACUCUAUACAUUUGCAAACACUAGUACUACAAGUACAGUAUACAGAAAAUAUUACUACGGAGUACUACUAUAACAAUAUGAUACAUCAUCAUAUUUGUACAUGUGUAAUAUGUUUUCAAACGUAUAAAUAUGUUUGAAUAGAUAUGAUACUGACAACUAGAAAAUCUUUUUCAUAUCUUUAAACGACAUUUAUUUUAUAUCGUGAUAGGAAAAAUUUAUAAUAAUCGAUAUUUUGAUAAUAAUUAACUUUAUUACUACAAUUAGUUUUUUCUUACAUAUUACUUAUUUACAAAAACAAGAUAUUAAACUAGGCAAGUUUAAAAAGGAUAAUUUAAUUCUACAUUUUAUACUUCAACCAAUUUAAUAUGUAGCAAAAGGAUCCAGCUGGCGUCUUAUCACCAAAUUUAGCUGUUUCGAGUGUAGAAGGCCAGAUUCUCUUUUGUGGAAGCCGGAGUCCAACACUACACAACAGCCUCGUCAAGGCCCUGAUUCAACUCUUGGCGAUUACUAUCGGCGACCAGAUUAAGCUGGGUCACGACAAACACAGAAGCUGUAAAAAAAGAGAAUUCUGCAAAAUAUUUGUUCUAAAAAAAAGUGCAUAAAAUACUAAAAUAAGUAUAGAAUGAAAAACAAAGCCUAAAAAUGUUGUGAAGAUGCGAAAAACGAAAAAUUACACUGCAGAUUUUUAAAAGUCAAAAAAGCUAAAAAUAUUUUGUACAAGGCACAACAUCGCAUUAUGAUUGACGAGAUACAAGAAUAUGAACCAAGUUCAUUACAAUACCGGGUUUUUAAUCUUGAGCAGCAAGUUAUAGCUCAAAGAAAUGAAAUCGCUUGCUUACGAGAUACUUUAGAAGACACGCUUCAAAGAUUGACAGAAUUAGAAACUCAUGAUAAAAAAAAUAAAAAUAGAAGUCAAAAAAAAUCAGACAAAACAAUGUCUUUGUCGGCAAGUAAUGGUCAUACUACAUUUAAAACUUCAAAUUCAUUAAAAGACAUUCGUCCGUAUAGAGACCGGCCAACUGGGCAAUUUGCUCAUGAAACGUUGCAAAACAAAAUGACGUCCUCAUCAGUUCAGCGACAACCAGUGAACAGUGUGCCAUCUCAGCUUCCUUUAAGGCGCUCAGUGUAUUAUCAGUCUACAACCUCAUUACAUUCAGAUAGUUUGAGCAGUAGCAGCGUAUCACCAGUACCAUCUUCUAGUCCAAGAGGCACGCCGCUACCAACCACAAGGUUAACAGCAAUUAAAUCGACCGAUCAGCUACAAAACAGUCUAAGAAAAGCAAAGCGCUGGUCUUCGACAGGUGAUUUUACACAUUCUCCAUCAACUCCAGGGAAUAAUCCACAGCUAUCAUCUUCCAAAUUAUUUACAACUACAAAAUCACUGCUUAACCUCUUCAAGCCUUCAUCGCCGAAUAACAUAAAACAUAGCACAAGAGAAAUGGAAUUCAACGAAGAAGAAUGUACGAUUCAUAUGUAUUUUGAAAAUCAUUUAGUGAAUCUACAUGUACCGUCAAGGUUUUGUAAGGACUAUGAUCCGCAUAAAGUGAAUGUUGCACCUCAAACUAAAUUAAAAUUAGAUUGGGUCUACGGAUACCGAGGUAGAGACUGCAGAAAUAAUUUACAUCUGUUACCAACGGGCGAAGUUGUAUACUUUGUUGCAUCAGUGGUUAUACUGUAUAAUACAGAAGAACAUAGCCAACGGCAUUACCUCGGACAUAAUGGUAACAUAAAAUGCAUAGCAAUCCAUCCGAAUAAAUUAGUAGUGGCAACUGGUCAAUCUUCAAGUUUAGAUCGAAGAGAAACGACGGCACACAUACGAAUAUGGAAUUCAGUUAGUUUGUUAACUUUACGUAUAAUUGGUGAUGGCGAAUUUGGCAAAUCAAUUUCUUGUUUAUCUUUUUCCAAAGCUGAAGGUGGAAAUUUUCUAGCAAUUAUAGAUGAAGAAUCUUCUGAUUAUAAUAUUUCUAUAUGGGAAUGGCAAAAAAGUGAUCGUGGAUUCAAGCUGACAGAAACUAAGUGUUCAGUUGACACCGUGGUUUGUGCUGAAUGGCAUCCAUUAGAUAAAAAUCAAAUUGUUACUUGUGGUAAGGGACAUAUAUCCUUCUGGAACUUGGAUAACAGUGGACUUCUCUACAAACGUAUGGGAUUAUUUGAAAGCCGAGAAAAACCUAAAUACAUUACUUGUCUUGCUUUUAAUCAAGAUGGAGAUGUCCUUACAGGAGAUAGUAAUGGCAAUAUUAUUAUUUGGGCGAGAGGGACUAAUACGAUAACCAAAGUAAUCAGGACACUUCAUGAUGGAUCAAUUUUCGCAAUGUGCGUUUUAAAAGAUGGAACUAUUAUGACUGGCGGUGGCAAAGAUGGUAGAAUAGUUCUUUUAGACAUUUCAUUAACAGUGAUACAGUCAGAGACACAGAUUGAAGAACAUUUUGGUGGAAUCAGGACAGUGAUCGAGGGCAAAAAAAAUCAGUUCUUGGUGGGCACAACCAGAAAUUGUAUACUUUUGGGUAAUUUAGAUACAGGUUUUAAUCCAGCUAUGCUGGGGCACGCAGAAGAAGUCUGGGGGCUCGCAUCACAUCCUAUUCUACCCCAGUUCUCUACAGCUGGACAUGAUCGUUUGCUACAAAUGUGGGACAGUCUUAGUCAUACAGUCGUAUGGAGUAAAGAUAUUGGGGAACAAGCACAAAGUGUAUGUUUUUCGCCUAAUGGCACAGUAAUGGUUGUUGGAUGCGUUUCGGGUAAAUGGCUAGUUAUAGACAGUGAAACACGAGAACUUUAUUGUCAUUAUAAUGAUGGAUCUGAACCACUUCAGGUGGUGAAAUUCUCUCCAGAUGGAACAUUACUAGCCCUUGGAUCUCGGGAUAAUAAUAUUUACAUUUACCAAGUCAACGACGAUUCAACCAAAUAUAGUCGUGUAGGACGAUGCAUGGGACAUUCAAGUUAUAUUACUCAUUUGGAUUGGUCCCUUGACGCUCAAUAUUUAAGAAGUAAUAGCAAAAAUUAUGAAUUAUUGUAUUGGAAUGCUGGUGUGUGCCGUCAAAUUGCACAAGGAUCAUUUUUGAAAGAUGCUGAUUGGGCUACUCAUUCCUGUAUAAUUUCUUUUGAAACUAUUGGCAUAUGGCAUGAUGGAUUUGAUAAAAUAGAAAUAAAUAGUUGUAGUCGUAGUGAAGAUGGAGGGCUUUUGGCUGUUGGAGAUAGCUUGGGAAAAGUAAAACUUUUUAGUUAUCCAGCCUGCCAACCUAAGUCUUUAUUUCAUAACUAUAAUGGACAUUUUAACAAUGUAACAAACAUAGCGUUUCUUCACGAUGACACUCGAUUAAUAUCAAACGGAGGGACCGAUACCAGUAUUCUUCAGUGGAUUGUUAAUUAAAUCAGCUAUUUUUUAUUGAAAUGUAAAUUGUAUCACAGAAGGAUAUGAAAGGAUCAAGAUUAUAAUUAAUAUCAUAUGAUCAGACAAUAAAACUGUUGUAAUGUAUAAUAAAAAAAAAUCAGAGCGUGAGACAAAA
Messenger RNA from Nasonia vitripennis (jewel wasp), 3744 nucleotides. RefSeq names its product echinoderm microtubule-associated protein-like 2. Gene Ontology annotation, cellular component: mitotic spindle. Gene Ontology annotation, molecular function: microtubule binding. The transcript is spliced from 19 exons. Gene Ontology annotation, biological process: microtubule cytoskeleton organization. The record is from RefSeq and is a predicted model, not a curated record. NCBI's taxonomy places the organism in Eukaryota, Metazoa, Arthropoda, Insecta, Hymenoptera, Pteromalidae. The coding region runs from base 978 to 3608 and encodes 876 amino acids.